This is a messenger RNA of Linum trigynum, 204 nucleotides long. The record is from the annotation of a GenBank genome assembly. NCBI's taxonomy places the organism in Eukaryota, Viridiplantae, Streptophyta, Magnoliopsida, Malpighiales, Linaceae.
AUGGAGCAGAGGAAUCGAAUUCAGAGUCGGUGGGUUUCAACAUUUGCGAAGGCGCCGAGUUCGACCAUUGCCCGAUUGAGCCAUCCCGCCAGCCUUGUCGUUGCCAUCGAUCCACCAUCGCCGAAAGAGAAGCUCGACACGGCGGAGAAGACUGGGUUUGGGAGAUUGAAGAAUAAGAAAUUGAGAAGGAGGGUCGCCGCCUAG